Messenger RNA from Corylus avellana, 1455 nucleotides. RefSeq names its product agamous-like MADS-box protein AGL19. Gene Ontology annotation, molecular function: RNA polymerase II transcription regulatory region sequence-specific DNA binding; DNA-binding transcription factor activity; protein dimerization activity. Lineage: Eukaryota; Viridiplantae; Streptophyta; Magnoliopsida; Fagales; Betulaceae. Gene Ontology annotation, cellular component: nucleus. The record is from RefSeq and is a predicted model, not a curated record. Gene Ontology annotation, biological process: positive regulation of transcription by RNA polymerase II.
UUUGGCACUUAUUCCUGUUUUUUCUUUUUCUGGGAUGUGUCUAUUUUUGCCCUUGUGGUUACCCAAAAAAGAAAGAGAUUAGGUUCUUAGCCUUACUGGGCUUUCUUUAUUUAUCUUCUAGGGUUCUUGUAGGCUUCUAGCUCAGAAAGAAAACAACAAAGGAGUGGUGAGAUUAAAUCAAUCAAUCAGUCACUCAAUCAAUCUUUCUGUUUCUUUUUAUCCAAGCAUUCUCGUGUAGGGUUUCUCAGAUUUUCUCAGUCUAUCUCUUAUCUCCCUGAAAUCUUCCACUAAUUUGUUUCCUCUUUUUUGGUGGUUUCUCUGCUGAUAUUUCCUUAACCCUAAAAUCCCUUUCUAUUUUUAGAAACUGUAUCUGGGUAUUGCACAGCAGUUCAUCAACUUUGGUUUUAGAUCCAGAUUUUAUCCGGUUUCAGUGAUCAGAAAAAUCUACCGUUUUCUUUUCUGGGUUUUUCCUGGAAUCGGCUUUCUGCUUCUCUGGAGGUGCAGCAAGAAAUGGUGAGGGGAAAAACUCAGAUUAAGCGCAUAGAAAAUGCAGCAAGCAGGCAAGUGGCUUUUUCCAAGCGAAGAAAUGGGCUUCUUAAGAAGGCCUUUGAGUUAUCAGUUCUUUGUGAUGCAGAAGUUGCACUGAUCGUUUUCUCUCCUAGAGGAAAGCUGUAUGAGUUUGCCAGCUCCAGUAUAAGCAAGACGAUAGAACGCUAUCAGAAGAGAGCCAAGGAUCUGGGGCUCGGCAGCAAAUCUCAAGAAACCACCCAGCAUCCGAAGGACGACGCUUUAAGCUUGGCAAAGAAAAUCGAGCUUCUUGAUGCAUCUAAACGAAAACUCUUGGGAGAUGGUCUGGAAUUAUGCUCAAUUGAUGAGCUUCAGCAGGUAGAGAACCAGUUGGAGCGAGGCCUUAUUAAAAUUAGGGAAAGAAAGAAUCAAUUAUUCAGGGAGCACAUUGAGCAGCUAAGGAAGCAGGAGAGAUGCCUGCUGGAAGAGAAUAUUAAGUUACGUGGGAAGUGUGGCAUGCCACUACCACUCCCUUCAAGUGAACAGCAAGAAGUGCUUCAUGGAGGAAGUGUGGAGGUGGAAACAGAAUUGUUCAUAGGGCCACCCAAAAGAUGAAGUUGAUUGGAUUGUAAAUCUAGUUUACCUUUGAAAGUUGAAACCUACACCAAUUAGAGACUUCAAUACAAUAGUCAUGAAUGAAUUGAAGCCUAAUAAAUUGUGUGGAAUCUAAGUGCUCUGAGAAAAAGGAACUUGGGCCAUAUAUAAAUAUAUAUAUAUAUAUAUAUAUGAAUAUUGACAUGUUGUUGCUUGUCUUGCCAAACUACUAGUGUAGAAGAGCAGAAGGAGGGAAUGCUUUUUGUUUAAGUAAUCUUUUUCUCCAUUACUUUCUGGUUGAACUAGUGCGUAUGUCUAAUGUCUAUGUAAUUUUAUGGACAUUAUAUUUGUUAA